Messenger RNA from Ziziphus jujuba (common jujube), 2330 nucleotides. Its product is annotated as F-box protein SKIP23. The transcript has a single exon. Gene Ontology annotation, molecular function: protein binding. Lineage: Eukaryota; Viridiplantae; Streptophyta; Magnoliopsida; Rosales; Rhamnaceae. Bases 766 to 1881 code for a protein of 371 amino acids. The record is from RefSeq and is a predicted model, not a curated record.
UAGAUAAGCAAAAAACAAAGUUUGUUUCUCUUCUCUUACAUAUAAGAGCAACCUUCUCCAACAAGUUCUGAUGGCUCAAUUUAUCAAAAGAAAGAAAAAAGUCUUGAAGGCUCAGUUGAUGGGUUUCAUCUUUGGGCUUUCAACAGGUAUAACAUUUUUAUAAUUUAAGUAUUAUUUUCUGUUACUGACAAAUGAUACUUGAAAAUUAUUUUCGGUUAUGGUUAUCUGACCAACCCAAAUGAUUGGAUGCGAUUAGAUUUAGUUAAAAUUCAGUUGAAUCGGAAAAAAUGUUUGGUGGAUUGGAUCGCAUUUCGUUAAAAUUCAGUUGGGUCGAGAAGUUUGGGUUGGAUUGGCUGUGAUUUCAUUAAAAUUAAUUCAGUCGACGAAUUUGGUAAUGGAACUGGUUUAUGAUAUAUCAAGAUAAGAGUGGUAUUAAUUGAAACGUAUUUAUUUUAAUAUUUCAAGAAAAGAGUUUAAUAUAAACAAAGCAGUGUAAGAAAAACCGUGUGCUGGGACAGAUUGCAAAAAGAACAAGUUUUUUUAUAUUUUAUAGUUUAAUAUAAACAAUGAUCCAUGUCUUUGACACCUUAACAGAGACCCAUUUCAUUCUUUAUCCUCUUUUAAGAAAGAGAACCCAAAACCACCAUAACUGUAGCACAUCGGCGUAACCAUAUUCAGAGAACCCAAAACCACCAUAACUGUAGAACAUCGGCGUAACCAUAUUCUUUCUUCUUCAUCUCCUUCUCCGCAAAGACCAUAACAGAGAUGGUUUCAACUCCAUCAUCAAUGUGGCCAUCCCUCCCACCAGAAAUCCUUGAAGAGAUUGCGAUGCGUCUGGAGAGUCGUACGGACAUCCUCCAUCUACGCGCUGUUUGUACCGCUUGGCGUGCUUCAAUCCCUCUUCCAUCAAAAAACCCCCACAACCUUUCAUUUUCAAUCGCUUCCAACAAUUGGGCCAUUAGCGGUCACUUUCUAGUUAGAGAGAGAACUGUCUAUUGUAUACAACCUUUGAAAAAGAUUUCAAGCUUUUUCACCAACAACAACAACAACAACAACUGGCUUGUCAAUAUUGAAGAGAGAGACUUUGGGAAAGUUCGUGCCACGGCCCCUUUUUCCCUAUGCAAAAUCAUACCAAAUUGGGAUAAGUUCAGUAUGAUUGGUGGGCUAUCCAAGAAGGUGAUCAACUUAUUGGAUUAUAAGGUGAGAGAAGUUGGUAAAUCGUACUAUCUUCUAUUUAAUCUUGACUUUUUUAAAAAUGUUGUUGUGGGUCGUUGUAACAAUGAAGAUGGGUUUUGGGUCAUGUUUAUUCAUUUUGGGAAAUUGAGAUUUUGGAAAAUGGGUGAUGAGAAAUGGACACAAGUUGAUGAUGGGAGCGGACAAUCUAAUUAUGUGCAUAUUGCUCUUCACAAUGGAACAAUAUAUGCUGUGGAUUACACGGGACUGACUAUAGCUGUUGAUCCUUUGUCUUUGGAGGUUACUCAAGUUGCUUCUCAUCCAUAUUUGGGUUUCCAUAAGUACUUGGUGAAUUCACUUGGGGAUCUAUUUCUGAUUGAUAAGGUUGAAGACUCUUCUGGUGGUGGAGAACCUUGUUUGAAAGUUUACAAGCUUGAUGAAAAGAGAGGCGAAUGGAUUCCUGUGAAUAGCUUGGGGGAUCAGGUAAUAUUGUUGAUGGGAUCUGGUUGUUGCUGCUCUGUUUCAGCUAAAGAUUUUGGUGGAUUGAGGAGGAACUGCGUUUAUUUCGGUGAUCAUUACUUCCGUGAUGUUCAAAAUGAUUUCCCAAGGUGGCCUGUUGGCUUCUUUGACUUCGAGUACAAUGUUGUUCAGCCCUUGAAAUCUGUUGAUAUCAAAAUUUUCUUGCCUAAACCAGCCUGGCUUUCGUGAAGACCAAGUUGAAAGGAAGAAUAUUAUCUUUGAAUUUUCGACCCCUGAAAUCUGUUAGAUUGGAUUCUGUUUCUAAUGCAUUAGUAUUGAUGCGCCUUUGUUAGCCUUAAACAUAACGUGGAGUAACAUGUUUCAUGAGCUGCAUUUCAACCAUUUUAUGUUGUUUGGCAUUUCAAUAGCUUGAUGAUAUUAUUUUAUAUUGUUUCGGAUUGGGUUUGGGGCUGAUGUUAGUUCAAAGUAAGCAGUUGAUAAUACUUUGUUCAUAGUUCAGUUACUAAGCUUAUCUUAGUUCUUGUGGCUUCCAAAGAAAUACAGUGCAAGCUUAUCUUAGUUCUUGUGGCUGCCAAAGAAGCACAGUGCAUUGUGUUAACAGCUUCUUAUGACUGUUUCAUUUGUAUCUUGUAUGUCAGAAUAUCUAAUUAUAACUAUUAUAGUUGGCCUUCCUUUUA